Molecule: messenger RNA, 654 nt
Organism: Plutella xylostella (diamondback moth)
Lineage: Eukaryota; Metazoa; Arthropoda; Insecta; Lepidoptera; Plutellidae
Source: RefSeq, a predicted model, not a curated record
AUGGCUCUGCUGAGUGCCUCGCCGGGCGGCCUCGCACAUCUCCUGGGUAUCUGCGAGAAAUACGCAGCUUCCCAUGGGCUGUUAUAUAAUACGACGAAGAGCGAAUGCAUGGUCUUCGGGGCUGGUUGUGGCUAUGCGAAUAAUAUACCACCUUUUAAACUGAAUGGUUCCGUCUUGAAACGAGUCCAGCAGUUUAAAUACCUCGGUCACAUAAUCACGUCUGGCCUGGGGGACGAUGCCGAUAUUGAAAGGGAGCGGCGUGCGCUGGCAGUCCGAGCCAACAUGAUCGCGCGGCGGUUCGCGCGUUGCACCCGCCAGGUGAAGAUCACGCUGUUCAGGGCGUACUGCACGUCCCUGUACUCGUGCGCGCUGUGGGCGAGCUACACGCAGCGCCGGUACAGCGCGCUGCGGGUGCAGUACAACGACGCGCUGCGGGCGCUGCUGGGGCGGCCCCGCUGGUGCAGCGCGUCCGGCAUGUUCGCGGAGGCGCGGGUGGACUGUUUCCACGCCACCAUGCGCAAGAGAGCCUCCUCGUUGUUGUGCCGAGUGCGCGGCAGCACCAACACCGUCCUGAGCAUGAUCGCGAGUAGGCUGGACUUCCUGUACAUGCGACACUGUUCCAGCCUGCACGCUCCAAUGAUAAGAAUUGAAUGA